Molecule: messenger RNA, 3034 nt
Organism: Pyrus x bretschneideri (Chinese white pear)
Lineage: Eukaryota; Viridiplantae; Streptophyta; Magnoliopsida; Rosales; Rosaceae
Product: pentatricopeptide repeat-containing protein At5g46100
Molecular function (GO): protein binding
Source: RefSeq, a predicted model, not a curated record
CUGUUUGUCACGGGCAUCAAAUUGUUGGAACACAAAGCUUAUAAAAGCUUGAUGAUUUUUGUUCAACAACUAGUCCACUUACCCAAAAAAAUAUCUGAUCGACCAAAAGGCUCACAAUUUAUUCACACGGAUGAUUUUUUUAAGGUACGCAUAGAUUUUAUGUAGCUUCGAUUUUUGGGCUCUAAGUAUGCAGGUUGACAGAUCUAACGUUGUAACUCUAAUGUAAGUUUAGAGUGACUAAUUUACGUUCUAUAAUAGUCAAUCAUUUCAAUAUAUCAGAUCAAAGUUGAAGAAAAUUGAGUAACAGUAAAGUUUUAUCAAACCGUUUGAUUUGAAAAGAGAAAAUUGUAGUAAUGCUCUCUCAACUUUAACUAAUAAGGGAAGCAAUGGUCCCUCAACAAAAAAUCAUUUUAUCAUUGGUCCCUUAACUGAUCAAAACGUGUAACUAUGGCUCCUUUUGUCAAUUUCGUCAGAAUUCCAUUAAAAUGAGUCAUGUUGGAAUGAACAUUUUUACAAUUGGGUUAAAGUUAAGGGACUACUUCUCUAAUUGAAUUAAAGUUGAGGGACUUUUUCUACAAUUUUUCACAUUUGGAUUUUAUAUUUGCCCAUUGGUUCAGCCUCACUCGCAUGACACGUGACUCAUUUUGAAGGAAGUUUCAACGGAAUUGAUGAAAAAAACUAUCACUGUACGUUUUGAAGGAAGUUGAAAGACCAUUGAUACAAUUUACUUAUUUGAAAACCCCAAAAUACGAUGACAAAAGUCACCUCAUCAUUUGUUGGGCCUAUAACGGACAUGACCCAACAUAAUGGUAGAUCGACCCGAUCCAUAUCGGACAUGACCUUUUAACGAUUGGGCCUGAUUCAAAUACUUCAUGUCUCGAUCCAAAUUCGUAAAUUGUCAUCCAGUCUUCGCGCCGCCGCCGUCAAAAGCGCCUCCGCUAAGUAUCACCACUCAUAGACAGCAACGGCGACGGCAAAAAUACACCGAAUCAGAAGGAGAAAAGCAAUUGCACGACAAGCAAUCAGCCGAGGAGGUAGCUACUCCUUGUGUUUGAGUUCAAUUCAUACUUUUUCCCGCGAAAUUCUUGUGUGAUGUAUGGCGACCCGAAUCUGUUUGAUGAAAUGCCUCAGAGAGUUUAGACCAAAUGUCAUAGCUUGAAUUUUUCUGCUAAUUGAUUCAUAUUGUUCGUGGGUAGUUUUGUUUUGAUUCGGAGAUUUUCGUGGAACCGUUUAUUGUGCAAAUUGAAGCUUAAUUUGGAGUGGGUGAUAUUGCCAUUACUGAGAGAGAGUUGGUGCGAAGAAUGGGAAGUAAAACUUUGUUCAAAUGGUCGAAUCAAAUCACGACUUCACAAGUUGGGCAGCUGAUAAAAGCUGAAAAGGACUUGCAGAAAGCUGUUCUCGUAUUCGAUUCGGCAACAGCCGAGUACACCAAUGGUUGGCAUGAUCACACCACAUUUGGUCUCAUGGUCUCUCGGUUAGUCUCCGUGAACCAGUUCAGGUCCGCAGAGGCGUUACUUGAUAGGAUGAGAGAGGAGAAGUGUAGUGUUACUGAAGAUAUAUUCCUCUCUGUUUGCAGAGGGUACGGCCGCGUUCACAGGCCGCUGGAUGCCGUGAGGGUCUUCCACAAGAUGGAGGACUUUCAGUGUAAACCAACCCAAAAAACUUACAUUACCAUACUUGGCAUUCUUGUUGAAGAAAACCAGUUAAAGAUUGCUUUCAAGUUCUAUAAGUAUAUGAGAGAAACUGGCAUUCCAGCUAGUGUUAUUUCGCUUAAUAUUUUGAUCAAAGCCCUUUGUAAGAACAGUAAUUCUAUGGAUUCAGCUCUUCGAAUAUUCCGCGAGAUGCCCAAUAAGGGGUGCACCCCAGAUUCGUAUACGUAUGGUACUUUGAUCAAUGGAUUGUGUAGGAUGGGAAAGAUUGGGGAAGCAAAGGAGCUAUUCAAGGAGAUGGGAACAAAAGGUUGUUUGCCCUCUGUUGUUACUUAUACUUCCUUGAUACAUGGUUUGUGUCAAUCUAAGAACUUGGAUGAGGCUAUGGAAUUGUUUGAAGACAUGUCAAGCAAAGGUAUUACUCCAAACGUGUUUACUUACAGCUCUUUGAUGGAUGGGUUUUGCAAGGGUGGGCGUUCUGGACAAGCAAUGGCACUAUUAGACUUAAUGGUUAGCAAGCGCCAUAAGCCGAACAUAAUCACAUAUAGUACUUUGCUUCAUGGACUCUGUGAAGAAGGAAAGCUUCAAGAAGCUACAGAGAUUCUUGACAGGAUGAAGCUUCAAGGCUUGAAACCAGAUGCAGUUUAUGGGAAAGUAAUAAGUGGAUUUUGCAAUGUAUACAAGUUCAAGGAAGCUGCAAACUUUCUUGAUGAGAUGGUCCUUGGUGGAGUUACGCCUAACAGAUUAACCUGGGGCCUUCUUGUUAGGAUUCAUAAUGCAGUGGUCCAGGGCUUGUGUAGCAACGGUGAUCAAAACCAAGCUUUUCAACUGUAUCUUAGCAUGCGUACCAGGGGUAUCUCAAUUGAUAUGAAGACUUUUUAUAUUUUAGUGAAAUGUAUAUCUCAGAAAGGAGACCUGCACAAAGCUUAUCGAAUUGUUGAAGAGAUGGUGCUUGAUGGAUGUGUCCCCGAUGAGGGAAUAUGGAGUGCCAUGGUGAAUGGUUUUUGGAAUCGAAAGAAGGUGCGUGAACCUGCUGAGUUGUUGCAGGCUGAGCUGAUGACUGAAGUGGUUGAGCCUGAGACACUAAUCUGAAAGUUGUGGGCUAGAAGAUGUACUGCAAUCUUUGGCACAUAAGAUAAGAGAAAUCAUUAUCUCAAGCGUUUCUUAGUCGGUACCUCAAAUGAUAUUCGUAAUUAUUCGAUUAAGAGUUGAGAUGUUUAAAAGUUCUCUUUCAAUGUGCUAUGGACUUUUGAACUGGAAUUUACAAACAAAGAGAAUCAUCAUAUGACCAGCAUUUACAGAUCUUGGAGGAAGCCGGGAUGGAAGAAAGAAUAAUUAAGGUUGUAUGUGCGGGGUUUUACAGUUUUAAGUAGCAUGCAGGCAAA